Molecule: messenger RNA, 1126 nt
Organism: Saitoella complicata NRRL Y-17804
Lineage: Eukaryota; Fungi; Ascomycota; Saitoellomycetes; Saitoellales; Saitoellaceae
Product: arsenical pump-driving ATPase
Exons: 2
Coding region: 58-1053 (331 amino acids)
Biological process (GO): post-translational protein targeting to endoplasmic reticulum membrane
Cellular component (GO): GET complex
Molecular function (GO): ATP binding; ATP hydrolysis activity
Source: RefSeq, a predicted model, not a curated record
ACACGUCGCAUCUCUCGAGCACAGCGUUCACCACCUCCUCGAAUAACAAUCACCACCAUGGACCUCGACGACACCCUCGAACCAACCCUCCAAAACAUCCUCGACCAGAAAUCCCUCAAAUGGAUCUUCUGCGGCGGCAAAGGCGGUGUCGGGAAAACCACAACCUCCUGCUCCCUCGCAAUCCAACUCGCCAAAGUCCGCGAAAGCGUCCUCCUCAUCUCUACCGACCCCGCACACAACCUCUCCGACGCAUUCGGUCAAAAAUUCGGAAAGGAGGCGAGGAAGGUCGAGGGAUUCGAGAAUUUGAGUGCGAUGGAAAUUGAUCCGAGUAGUUCGAUUCAGGAGAUGAUCGAGACGAGUGAUGCGCAGAACCCCGGGAGCCCAUUUUCGGGGUUGUUGGGUGAUUUGGCGUUUUCGAUUCCUGGUGUCGACGAAGCGAUGGGUUUUGCAGAAGUCAUGAAACAAGUCAAAUCAAUGGAAUACUCCGUCAUCGUCUUCGACACCGCUCCCACCGGACACACCCUCCGCUUCCUCUCCUUCCCUACCGUCCUGGAGAAAGCUCUCGCCAAGAUCUCACAGCUUGGAGGUAGGUUCGGACCCAUGAUUGGACAGAUGAGUGGGAUGAUGGGGUUGGAGGGGGGACAGGAAGAUAUGUUCUCGAAGGUGGAGCAGAUGAGGGAAACGAUUACGGAGGUGAAUAAUCAGUUUAAGGAUCCGGAGUUGACGACGUUUGUGUGUGUUUGUAUUUCGGAGUUCUUGUCGUUGUAUGAAACCGAACGCAUGAUCCAAGAACUAACCUCCUACCACAUCGACACCCACAACAUCGUCAUAAACCAACUCCUCCCCCCCACCGACACCUGUCCUCAAUGCGGUUCCCGCAUAAAGAUCCAACAAAAGUACUUGGAGCAAUAUGAAGAGCUAUAUGGCGAGGAUUUCCAUUUGGUACGGAUGCCGUUGAGGACGGAGGAGAUUAGGGGGGUGGAGAUGUUGAGAAAGUUUUCGGAGAUGUUGGUGAAGGGGGGCCCUUUGACCCCGGGAGGUGCGAAGGCUUGAAAAGCGUAAACGGUUAGGUGCGGGGUGCUGCGUUGGAUGAGGAGGGAGGUGUUUUGGCGUUUUUGGUAGAGUU